GGGAAAAGAUGCUGAACUUAAAGGAUGGACCUUUUAAAUAUGGCGAACUUGCGAGGAUAACGGGGAACUUUGGAACAGUUCUCGUUGAAGGAGGAUCUGGAAAUGUAUAUUUUGGCACACUAGAGGAUGGCACCAAAGUUGCUGUGAAGGUCUUCUUUUGUUUUUCUAUGCGAGGGUCCAGGGAAUUUCAAGCCAAGGCCAAACACUUGAGGGCUGCUCACCAUGAAAACUUGGUUUCUCUGCUUGGAUAUUGUGAUGGCACCAAAACCAAGGGGCUAAUAUAUGAAUUUAUGGAUGGUGGAAAUCUGCAACAAAACUUAACAGGCGACAGGCCAAAUUUCUUGACUUGGAGUAAGAGACUUCAAAUUGCCGUGGAUGUAGCACAAGGUUUGGAUUAUCUUCAUCAUGAUUGCCACCCACCCAUCAUCCAUGGAGACUUGAGUGCUGCAAACAUCUGGUUGAAUGAGGAAAUGCAACCUAAAUUAGCUGACUUUGGUAUCUCAGCUUUUGAACCUCGAGCUCUUGAUUCUUAUCCAAUUUGUCCUCUGGGCACUCCAGGCUACUUCGACCUAGAGUUUUAUCCAUAUUCAAGGCCACACACGAAAAGUGACGUUUAUAGUUUCGGAAUCAUACUCUUUGAGCUAAUUACAGGACAUCCAGUAGUAACUAGAGGCGCAGUGCGCAACUUUUUUUUACUUCAGUGGAUGACUCCUAUCGUUGAAACUAAAGAAAUACAGAUGAUUAUGGAUCCAAGUUUACAAGGGAAGUUCGAAAUUGACUCGGCUUGGAAAGUGAUAGAGAUUGCAAAGUCUUGUACACGGCCAACUGGAGUAGAAAGGCCGGACAUAACUCAUGUACUGGCGUUACUGAGGCAAUCUUUAGCAAUAGAAUUGGCAUCUCAGUGCUACCACUCCGAGGUAGUUAACUAACUAGAAAAUGUCAACUUUAGGUGCAAAAAUAUCUGCAGCAGUUUAGUACUGAACUCAAGUGGUGGCUUAUGUUUCGGAG
Messenger RNA from Syzygium oleosum, 1008 nucleotides. Its product is annotated as probable LRR receptor-like serine/threonine-protein kinase At4g29180. Lineage: Eukaryota; Viridiplantae; Streptophyta; Magnoliopsida; Myrtales; Myrtaceae. Gene Ontology annotation, molecular function: protein kinase activity; ATP binding. The coding region runs from base 9 to 929 and encodes 306 amino acids. Gene Ontology annotation, biological process: protein phosphorylation. The transcript has 5 exons. The record is from RefSeq and is a predicted model, not a curated record.